Trichomonas vaginalis G3 is the source of this 1287-nucleotide messenger RNA. Its product is annotated as regulation of response to stimulus. The record is from RefSeq and is a predicted model, not a curated record. The transcript has a single exon. The coding region runs from base 1 to 1287 and encodes 428 amino acids. Lineage: Eukaryota; Parabasalia; Trichomonadida; Trichomonadidae.
AUGUUAUCGAAUGUAGUUCUUCCAACAAAUUUAGAGAUAAUUCCAAAUAAUUGUUUUGGAUAUUGUGAUAUCAGAUCGAUAAAUAUUCCAAAUAAAGUCAAAGAGAUGAAGAAAUAUUGUCUUCAAUAUAAUCAAAAUCUAUUAACGAUAACAAUAACCGAUAAUUCCAUUUUGACAAGAAUUGAAGAAUAUUCAAUGCAAAGAUCAAAGAUUGAAACAAUAUUUUUACCGAAAACAGUUUCUUAUUUUGCAGCAAAUGCAUUUGAAUCUUCUCAAACAUUAAAAACUAUUACAUGCAAUCCAUCUAACCCAACGUUUUCAGUAAUGGAUGGUAUCUUAUAUAACAAAGAUAAGACUAUUCUCGUAAGAUAUCCUGCUAAUCAUGGAUCAUCAUUUCAAGUUCCAGAUUCAGUAAAAAAGAUUGGCUUCUGUGCAUUCAUUUCAUCUGUGAUUGAAACAAUUAUUUUCCCUCCAAACCUGAAAACCAUAGAUGGAUGGUCAUUCAUGGGUACAAGACUGAAAAAAUUAAAAAUCCCAGAUUCUGUUACAGAUAUUGGAGAAGGAGCAUUUGCAGCUUGCACAUCUUUGACAGAAAUAUCAUUUGGUGCAGGUAUGACAUAUAUUCCAAGCUAUGGCUUCACUAAUGCAAGAAUAACAAAAAUAGCAAUUCCUGAUAAUAUUACAACAAUAGGUGAUUUUGCCUUUGAUAAUUGUCCAACUUUGAAAGAAGUAAUACUACCUUCAACAAUAACAAAUCUUGGAGGUUCAUGUUUCCCAUCAAAUGUAAACGUAUCGUUUCCAAGUGAUGCAAAACUCUCUCUUGAUGAUCAACAAAUUCUUUAUAAUCUCGACAAAAGUAUUUUAAUCAUGUGUCUUAAGAAAAGUACAUCGUAUAUCAUUCCAGAAUCAGUUGUUACUAUCAGAUCAUCUGCAUUCAAAGAGAUGACAGAUCUAACUAAGAUUGAAUUUAGAUCAGGCACAUCUCUGCAAACUAUCGAGUAUGAUGCAUUCUUAGGAUGCAGCAAACUAUCAUCAAUUGAGAUUCCUAGCUCAGUUACCUCUUUUGGAAAGAAAUCAUUCUAUAACUGUGCGCAGCUCAAGUCAGUCUUCUUCGGAAGUAAGCUUACUCGGAUAUCAUCACAAUGUUUUGAAGGCUGCACAUCUCUCAGUACGGUCAGUUUCAGCACAUGCGAUAGUUCUUGCAUAAUCGACUCAUAUGCAUUCAGUGGAUGUACAUCUCUGAAGACACUCACGCUUAGUGAAAAUAUUUCUAGUAUUGAUAUGUAA